UAAACGGCCGGUGUGUCUGGCGUGCAGGUGAAGACCGUCCCGCCUCGCCUGACCCAGUAAGACACCAGCAGACAACCGUUGCGUGUGUCAGCCGUGUUUUGUGUAGUCACCCUGUACGGAAGAUUUCAACUUUUUAAAUCAAGUGGGAUUUUUUUUUUCAUUGGAUUAAUUUUUUACGUUGACAACAAGUUGAUAAGAGAUUUGGCGUCGGUUUAAUUUGUGUCUCGCGUGCAUGACGUCAGGGACCCAGGAUUAGCAGGCUGGCGCCAUGAGACCAGACCAGGAUCGAAUCUGUUCCAGCCGAUGAGACCGCAGCAUGAAGCGAGUUCAGGCGCUCGUCACAGGCAAGAAGAAACAAUGCACCAAGUUGCCCACCCCCGCCCAGAAGGGGGCCAAAACCCCACCCUCCCCGGGGCCGCCUGCUCCUGGAAUGUCAAAGACGAAUUCUAGCAGCGACCGUCGAGAGAACCCGCCAUCUUCUGCCGGUGCCAUUAGUCCAACGGCCAAGGCCGGUACCAAGAUUCCAGCCGCUCCCCCCAAGAAGCCGAGCAAGGAGGGCGGGGCAGUGUCACCCUCGGCCAAAGGCAAAACUCGACCUAGUCCAGACGACAAGUCCAGGUCGAAGGUCAAAACCGAGCCCAAAGUACCCAAGGCAGAGGGAAAGGUCGAGGUCGUUGAGGAAAAUGUCGUGGUGACCCAGCCGGGGCUGAAGGAAGUUUCCAGAGCGUGUGACGUCACACGGACGGAUGAAAAAACGGAAGUGGCUCAAGCACCUGCUAUGGAUGUUUCAAACAAGCCAGGACAGGGAGGGGCGGGGGAGCCGGUGCUAGCAGACGCCAAAACUGAGGGCAGGUCUGACCCCACUGGUCAGCCUGACCCACACACGUCUGCUCACCAUAACGGCGACAGCGAGCAGCGUCCAGCACCCCAGCCCAUCCACGGCAUCCUCAAAGACUCGCACGGCCGAGAGUCGGCCUACAGUAACAUGCAUGACCUCACUGUCCAACAGAGACCUGGUCUGAUGAAGGACCACUAUGGCAGGCUCUCCCAGCCUCCCUCCCGCAGUGGUUCCACUCGCGACAUCAUCUACCACCAGGGAUACGCUUCCUUACCCAGGGGCUCCACGCCCACCACCCCCACCCCAGAAAGCGCCUACUCGUACGGCUCCCUGCAGCGACGCUCCAACACCAGCACCCCCACCAACGGCUACUACAACGGUUCCACCUGGGGCUCGCUGUCCCGUAAAGCCGACUCGGACUCCGGCUUCCCCAACAGCAGCACCGACAGGAGCUACGGCAGCAUCAGCCCCUCCCCCACCCCCAACUACCCCACGGCCUCCCACAGCAACCAGACGUACGCCGUCAUCUUCCAGCCCCAGCGUCACGUGACCCAGGGCCACGCCUACAACCCCAGCCCGUCACGCUCUCUACAGUACUACAGUGACUCUGACGCCACUUACCAGCGCGGCGUCAGGGCCGGGAGCGUCCCCGUGGGGUACGAGUCCGAGAUGGCGGUGUACGGGGUCGUGGGUUCCCCCCACGGGACUGUCCGUAAACACGACUCAGACUUGAACGUUUCAGCCGGAGCCGGCAUGAGGGUCCACCCGGACGAUGAGCAGUACCGGUCCGGCCCAGGCAAACGCCCGACCCCCAGACGUCACACCGUGGGAGCCCCGGGCAACCAAGCGGCUAUGAGGGACGUGGAGACAGAGAGGAAGCGCGAGGCCUUCAUGCAACUCCUGGCCCAGAGGUACCCGCAGUACGCCGACAAGAUCAAGGGCGGCAACCAGUCCCCGUCACCUGAACACGUCAGCAAGCCUGCUAGGUCGAGGGAUUCACAGAGGCGUCGUCUGGUGAACUAUGACCCCAACCAGAGUGGACAUACCAUGGAGUAUGAGGAUCUUGGAACGAUGAGUGACCUUGAAUUACCAUCCUUCCAAAGAGGAGGGUUCAUGAGGACCAGUCUACCCAUAGUCAGGAGUGCUUCAACCUCCCUCGAGAGGCCCCUGGGUUUGGUGUUCCUUGUGUUUGGGGACCAGACCAAGAAGUCACUUCUGCCCAAUGAAAUCACCACACUGGACACUGUCCGAGCGCUGUUUGUCCGUGCCUUCCCUGACCUGACCCUUGAGAUGCUGGAGAGUCCCAGGAAGAAAAUCUACAUCCUCGACCCCGCCACCAACAUCUACUUUCAGCUGGAGGAUCUGGGGGAAAUCAAGGACAGGUCAGUGCUCAAGAUUCAUGAGACGGACAGUAAUGAACCCCAGAAGGUCAAGGAGAGACAGGAGGUCAGAGGUCGAACAGUUCAGAUGCCUGUUGCCAGAUCUCAGUCACGCAACACUUACCCUGACAUGCCAGUCAAUGAUUUCAUCAAGUCUCACUCCCUGCCCCCACAAACUGCCAACAACUACCACGAUUUGAUGCAGGAACAAAGGAACCAAUGGGAGAUAGAGAGAAGGUCAAGGUCAAGAACCCCUGAGGUUGCUGAUAGGCCAAGGUCACUGUCUGCUGGAGCACCUAAUAGGCAAAGAUAUUCACAUUCCCCUGACCGUAUGCCAACACCAGAGCGUGGACAGCUGAACCCCAUCCCAGAGAACAGACAGCUGUCCCAGGCCUAUCAGGACCCUGGCAACUACUACGAACCUGUGGGUGCUCCAGGCUACCGCUCCCCCUACCCUAAUGGGAUCUACGAGUCCCCGUACCACUCGCAGUCCCCCAUCCCCACCCAACAGACAUACGUGGCUCGUAGCACCCGUGCACCUCCCAUGGCCCACCCACAGCGUGCGGUAGCACCGGGCUCUGAUACAAGAGGCCACAACAGACACUCGCUGGCAUUCGCACCAAUUUCUGGUGCGGCGCCAGACGGUGGCUAUCAGCGCACCCAGAGCUAUAGGAUCCCUCCCCCAGAGAGAGGUGCCACAGACCUGGUUAGGUCACAGUCUGUCACCCCAGCUGAUGACACUACAAGGUGGAGCAGGAACCGUAUAGAGAAGAUGGAGCAGCAGCUGGCCACCUUGACCGCAUGGGUCCACUACCAGAAGUCAGAUGGUAGCAGAGCCCCGCCCAGUGCUGGUAGCAUCUCAGACAGUUCUGACACCUUCCCCGCAUCUUCUGCAAGUAAGCACAAAGGAGAAGCUCCUCCCAUUUCGACUACUCCAACUAAUCAUGUAGCACGAUUACAAGGUCUUUCGGAUAUUCCUGAUGGAUUUCAAGGCUCAUCAGGGGUCAGCUCAAGGGAGUCAACUCCUCUAAGUGCUCAAGCAGAAGUGACCGUCAAGCUCGGCCAGCUCAAAUCUGACCUCCAUGUACUUCGAAGACAGCAACAGCUGAACAUGGAGGCCAUGAGAGAAGAGUUCAUGGUCACACUUAGCAAGGUCAAGAAGGUGUUAUCAGCAGUACCUGAGGCAGAAAACCAGGUGAACUUUAACAAAAGAAAUGAAGUCACCGUGGCCAAAUAUUCUUAUAAAAAUGAUAAAGAGCAGGUCCACAAAGAGUUAAGAGAUUUAGAAGCCAGCGUGGAGGAACUGAGGGCUGACGUCUUGUCGCGACAGUGUCGUGUCAAUGCCUCUGAUGUCGAGGGUAUGGCACUGCUACUGAGCAACAUCACCAAAUCACUGGCAGACCUCAAAGCUCGAUUCCCAGAAAUUCAGUCACAGCUUAAAAGUAUUAUUGAUGCAGAGAUGAGAGUAGUUCUUGCUGAAGAAAAAUUUUUGAAAGAAGAGCCGUCAGAGAUAGAGCAGUGUUUGAAGAGAUGUAAGAAGCUGACUGGUACCCUCUACACUCUCAAGAGGCUAGCAUCUGUACAAGAUCACAGACCAUCCCAAGUGCCAAACAUGGCGCCUCUAGCCAGCGAGGAGGUGACGGAGCAGAAAAAUAUUUUACUUGAAAACAUCCGCUCACUUGUGCCUGAUCAUGAACAACGCUUGCAGCAAAUUGAGGCUGCAGAGGCCUCUCGAGAAAGGAAGAAAAAGAUCAGCACUCAACAAGAGGCCCUCAAGUUUGGCAAAACUCUAGAGAUGGCCACCAAAAACCUGCGUCCACCUUCAGUCACUGGUGAUAAAAUAUCUGACCAGGGUCCAGCUGAAGAGGAGAACAAGGAACAACAGCCAGACAACCACAACCUCGCUGCUCCAGCUAAACCAGCCCACACAGCCAAGUCUGUCCUGCCCCCAGCUUCAAGUGGGCUGACCACAGCUGUAUCCACAGCUCCUGCUUCUAAUGUGGCAUCUGUCAAACCCUCCUUCUCUGUCCUGUCAUCUGGUGUAAAACCCGCAGACAAACCUACAGCAACGGUCUCGGCCAUGACGUCAGGGGUGUCUGACUCAGUGACCACCACGGCCACCAGGUCCACUACUGAAACCACGCCGGUCCCCUCCAUCAUGAAAACAAUGACCCUGCCCCUGACCGACACCACCAGAGGCAUCUUGAUGAAGUCAGACACCAGGAAAUGUUCCGUUGGAGACAGCCCCAAGAAAACUGACCCCAGCAUCUACACGUACCAGGUGUGUGGGCCAGUGAACCCAGUCAUACCUGUCCCACCUGUGUUCAAACCAAACAACGCCAGCAACAAGCCAGCUGACGGGGAGGAGAAACUAACAGACAACUCUGAUGGGACAGCCAAGUCUGAGAACAAGAAAGCUUCAGUGUCCUUCUCAGAGUUAUCCCCCACCAUCAUCCCCAGCAUGGAUUCACCCGUCAAUGGCACGGGGGCCGCAGAUCUGGCCACACAGAAACAAGCUGCCAGAAACGCUUUCUUCAGCUCCAUGAACUCUCCCCCCACCUCCCCCAACAUGAACUCUCCCAGCAGGAACUCCGCCAGCCUUGACCCUGGCCCAGUGGUCAGCCCAACAGGACUGGUGGGGAAGGUGUCCUCUGGCCCAACCAUUAACCUGGUUCUGUCUGGCACCGCCAGCCCCAAGUCUCCCACUAGUCCUGGAACUUUCACCAUCUCACCUCCGCGAGAGAUCAUCUUCUCCCCAGCCAAAACAUCACCCUCUCCGCUGACCUCUCCAAGCCGAGGCAUCCCGCGCCUGGUUCCUGAAAACAAAUCUCUUUCGUUUGAUUCUUCAGACUCCAUCAGCUCACAGCAAGAGUUGGGGAAGAAGAAAGUCCCACCACCUCCCCCUCCCAGAAAAGGCAGCCGACCAACGUCCACCAGUGGCAUUAGUUCUAUCAGCUCAACCCAGGCCAGUGACAUGCCUCGAUUUGUUGGGGGAAUCUUGGGUCAGCACCGCCUCUCUGGGGGGCCCUUAUCAUCCACACCCAAGCCAGCAUCUCAGAAGCCGCUGUCCAGGUUUGAGAAAGACAUUGCCUCUGGGAUCUGUGCCAACAUGAACAGGCCGGACCUGCAGGGUCAGAACAACACAGCGCAGCAGAUGAUGAACCUAGCGAGCUGUACCAAACCAAGUGAUGAUAUCCCUCCCCCUCCCUGUGUCACCAUCCCCCUGGAGAGGGAGGAGCGGGGAAGCAGCAGCGAUAGCAACAGCAGCAGCUCCGGCACCUCCAUGGGCUCUCAGCAGAGCGUCAUCUCUGUGGUCAGGUCGUCCUCGGUCAACAUCAGGGCCAUCAGCAAGCCCAAACCUGACCCACCCAGGCGCCAGUCCAGCCUUCUGUCCAAGUUCACUGUAGGUCACGAUGCUCCAGACAGUCAUAAACUGAACAAUGGGAACCAGGAAUUGAAUGGGGUAGAUUUGUGAGAACCAUAGGAUUAAAGACUUAAUUAACAUGCUAAUCAAUUAACAUUCAUGCAAGAUUUUAAAUAUUGAUUUUAAGAUGUAUGUAUUUUUAUAAUACAGGGUGAAUGUUACUUUUGCCAUGCACGAAAAGGUCUGCAACCACUUAGAUAAUGCUGUCUAUAAUAGAUUAAGAAGUCUGCAUCCAACUCUAAUGUUUGGCUUUGAGUCGUGUUUGGAUGAUGUCCAUGGCUCUCUACAAACGAGGCAGCAUUAGUUGCAUUUAUUUUCUAUACGAAGGCUCUGUAGUUAAAUGCUGAGGUCACUAAUAUUACGGUUGUGAGAAUUCUGUGAAUAGGCCAAUUGUAAAUAUUAUACAAAAACCUGAUCAUAUUUAUUUCAAUGUUUGAAUUUAGUAAUUUUUGUACCAAGAAAAUUUGGAUCAUAACCCUGACAGAGAAAGCACAUUCUUAGAGAUAAUGCCUUAACAUGUGCCUGGUUGCUUGCACUCAAGUUAUCCGAGAAUUCAACUUAGUUUGUACAUGUCUGAUGAAUUGGUUUUUGAUGCAAUGAUUUCUUGAAUCAUUGUUUUUCAAUGCAAUGAUUUUUUGAAUCAUUGUUUUUUAAUGCAAUGAUUUCUUGAAUCAUUGUCUUUUGAUGCUAUGAUUUCUUGAAUCAUUGUAUUUUGAUGCAAUGAUUUCUUGAAUCAUUGUCUUUUGAUGCAAUGAUUUCUUGAAUAGUUUUCUAUUGCUGUGAAUUCUGAAAUAGAUUUUUGAAUCAUUGUUUUCUGAUGCAAUGGCUUCUGGAAUCAUUGUGUUCUGUGGGCUUCUGUGCCGUUAAGUAGAAUUUAGGUCAAGAUGUUAUCUCGUCAAGUCUUGUAGAAGAAACUUGUUACUUUCCAAGAUUUUCAGUAUUUGUUACACCAGCUAUGUUUUGCUUUAAGGAAAUAAAUUGUACUUAUUCUAUGUAA
This is a messenger RNA of Physella acuta, 6638 nucleotides long. Its product is annotated as SRC kinase signaling inhibitor 1. Gene Ontology annotation, cellular component: cytoplasm. The record is from RefSeq and is a predicted model, not a curated record. Gene Ontology annotation, molecular function: cytoskeletal regulatory protein binding. NCBI's taxonomy places the organism in Eukaryota, Metazoa, Mollusca, Gastropoda, Physidae.